This is a messenger RNA of Cucumis melo (muskmelon), 1887 nucleotides long. RefSeq names its product probable nucleoredoxin 2. Lineage: Eukaryota; Viridiplantae; Streptophyta; Magnoliopsida; Cucurbitales; Cucurbitaceae. The transcript has 3 exons. The record is from RefSeq and is a predicted model, not a curated record. The coding region runs from base 453 to 1691 and encodes 412 amino acids.
UUGUUUUUCCCUUCGCUAACAACACAUCAAUUCCAAGUCUUUAAUGGCUACACGGACCUCACCCAUUUCCAUUUCCACGUUACACAAAACCAAAAAAAAAGCCAUAUUCCUCUGUUUCUCCAACAUAAUUCUCCCAUUGCACCCGCAUUCCUGAACCCUACACUUGUCGGCUUUCGUCCACGUGGUGGGGUGGUUUGGAGAUGUAUUUUAGAGCAGGAGUAGAGGAUGGGGAUCUCGUGAGUGUGCUACGUGUUGGAAAGUUGAUGCUUGAUGUGGAGUAGCGAAGGGCGCAAUGAUGUGGAGAAGAAAUGGUUGUUGAGAAAUGGAAUAUAAAGAAUGGAGUGGUCAAGUUGCUGCAGGCUGAACCUUGGUGGCGGCGGCUGUGGUGGUGGUGGCGGCGGCUGGAAUUUAAAGAAGAAAGGGUGGUUGGUUGGUUUUGUUAGUGUUUGGAAAUGAAGGAUGGAAACCGAGCUCUGACGAACGGUGGUUCUUGUAGAUCUUCCAGAUUUUCCUCUCUUUUGGCUUCUGGAGAUCGCGAUUAUCUUCUAUCACCCACCGGAGCUCAGGUUAAAGUAUCCAAUCUCGACGGCAAGGUUUUGGGCCUUUACUUCUCUGCCAACUGGUACCCACCGUGCCGGAACUUCAACCAGAUUCUUGUCCGAACCUACGAGAAGCUUCAAGAUAAUGGAUCAAAUUUUGAAGUGGUUUAUGUAUCCUCCGAUGAGGAUUCCGACGCUUUCAAUGAGUAUCGUGCGAGUAUGCCGUGGCCGGCGAUUCCAUUCUCCGAUUUAGAAACUAAGAUUGCUUUAAAUAGGAAAUUUGGAAUUGAAGGGAUUCCGUGUUUGAUUAUAUUGCAGCCGCGUGAGAGUAAGGAUGAAACGGCGACGUUGAAUGAAGGUGUGGAGGUUGUGUACCGUUAUGGAGUGGAUGCAUUUCCAUUUACAAAGGAGAGAUUGGAGCAGUUGAAGGAAGAGGAUAGAGAAAAGGAAGAAAAUCAGACUUUGGUCACUUUGUUAACAAAUAACUAUAGAGAUCAUCUCUUGGCUCAUCCUUUCCCUAAACAGGUGCCUGUUGUUUCAUUAGUAGGUAAGACUAUUGGGCUCUACUUCUCGGGGAAAUGGUGUCUUCCCGGUAUGUUCACGCCAAAGCUGAUUUCGGUGUACAACAAGAUAAAGCGAAUGGUAGAGAUGAAAGAAGACGAAGAUUUCGAGAUUGUUUUCGUGUCAAGUGAUCGAGACGAAGAUUCAUUCCAUUCUUAUUUUGGUUCGAUGCCAUGGCUAGCAUUGCCAUUUGGAGACCCAAUGAUCAGAGAACUUGCCAAACAUUUUGACGUGCAAGGCAUCCCUUGUUUGAUAAUCUUAGCUCCAAAUGGCAAAACAAUCACCAAACAAGGUAGAAACUUAAUAAACUUGUACAGAGAAAACGCUUAUCCGUUCACGGAAGCAAGAUUGGAAGAGUUGAUAAAAGAAAUGGGGGAAGAGGCAAAAAAGCUUCCAACGUCGGUGCGCCAUGUCGGGCAUAGACAUGAGCUGAAUUUGGUGUCGGAAGGAAACGGGGGAGGACCUUUCAUUUGCUGCGAGUGUGAUGAGCAGGGCUCGGGAUGGGCGUAUCAGUGCCUUGAAUGUGGAUUCGAGGUGCAUCCAAAGUGUGUCAAGACGAUCAACUGCAACUCUCCCAUCAAUGAAAGGUGAUGUGGAUUGAGCUAUAAUUGCUUGGUUAUUUUAUUAACUCAUCUUUCUUUCUAAUUUAUAACCUCUAUCCAAGUACACAGAAUCUUCUGCAGCUUGAGAACAACUUGAGAACAAUUUGAUCUGUAAAUUAUUUUAGUGAGGGAUUUACUAAUUCCAUUUUCAAAUGAUUAUGGGUGGAUCAUAAUGUCUUUGUGAA